Molecule: messenger RNA, 885 nt
Organism: Penicillium manginii
Lineage: Eukaryota; Fungi; Ascomycota; Eurotiomycetes; Eurotiales; Aspergillaceae
Product: Zn(II)2Cys6 transcription factor domain-containing protein
Exons: 1
Coding region: 1-885 (294 amino acids)
Biological process (GO): regulation of DNA-templated transcription
Molecular function (GO): DNA-binding transcription factor activity, RNA polymerase II-specific; zinc ion binding
Source: RefSeq, a predicted model, not a curated record
AUGUUUGCCGAGAUAAUCCUGCAGCCAGUGGACUGGGCACCAUCUCGUCUAGACCCCGGCCCGAUCGAGCUUCCGAACGGCAAGAGGCGAUGGAGGCGGAAUCAAGUUGCCUGUGAUGCAUGUCACGCCCGGCGAGUGCGAUGCGAUAUGGUAUACUCAUCGCCAUGCUCUCGCUGUAAACACAAGAAUGUGGAAUGUGCGAUAACGCGUGAGCGAAGGAAGCGCGGGCGGAGGGGAAGAGCUGAACGAGCCAACGCGAAACGAAUACACGAGACCUUGGUGCACGAUACCCCAACAACCCAGGAAGAGGCGAGACAGAACGAAACAUGCUCCGACGAUGAAUCAUUGCCAGCCUCAUCCCCGAUAGAUAUGACUGUCACGGAUCCGGCCACAAGACCGAAUACGCCAGCAACCGAUAAUAUUGAGAUUGGGGAUAAUUCAGACUCGGAGAAGACUGGAACCUGUUCGAAUACAAGCAGCUCUCAAAUUCUGGAAGAAUUGGGCAUGGGUCUUACGGAGGACUGUUUACCAACCGCCCAUCUUUUCCAGGGCUUCCUCGACUUGAGCGCAGAAAAUGACAUCUCUCUCCCACCGCUACCAGAUAUUUUCGCUGCAGACGACAUUACUCUCCAUGCAGCGAGCGACUUACCUUCCGAGUCCUCGAUCCCCUCUCCGCAGACAGUGGAUCAUCUGCUUUCUCCAAAUGAUAAACCGAAACCAGUGUGUGAUGAUAGUAUAUAUGCGGCUGAACUUGAAACAGCUGACUUCUUGCUGGUGGAUUUACUGGAGACUGCCACGUACGGAGCUAAUAUGUCCAUGUCUUGCUUUCUGGCGACGAGGAUCGAAACUGAGUCAUUUUAUGGAGAAUUGUAUUGUUCGGGAUAG